AUGGUGCUGCGUCCGCUGCUGGGCCCGGCAGUGCUCCGGCCGGCAUCCCAGCAUGCCGUGCGGCGGUUUCCCGGGACGCCAAUGCGCGCAGCUCUCUUCUCGACAUCUAGACUGCAGCUGCAGCGAGUCGCGGCGCUCGUCGUGGGUGCCGGGCCUGCCGGCGUUGCUACGGUCGGCUCGCUGCUCGACCACCUGCCAUCGUCGCCGACUGUGACAUGGGUCGAUCCCGAUUUCGCGGGCGGCCGAAUUAGUCGGCGGUACCGCGAGGUGCCCGGAAACACGCGGACCAAGCUCUUUGUCGACUAUGCACGUUCAAGCCAUGCCCUGGACCACGUCAUCAAGACUUCACCCACUCCGAACCCCGUCACCAUCCUGGAAAGUCUCCCACCCAACGACACAUGCUCACUCGGCUAUGCGGGAGACAUGGUUAGCAUGCUCAUCGGCGGCCUCGCUGCCAACCCUGCCAUCGACUGUCGCCAGGGUCGUGUCACGACCGCCCAGUGGGACGCGGGCUCGCAAGAGUGGUCAGUCACAAUCGACGAUCCAGCGUCAAACAGCUCCGUUACAAGGCAAACUCCCCUGCUCGUCUAUUGCACAGGGGCUUCGCCGACGCUUGUGCAGCUACCAGCGGCCGACUCAGCGACAUUCCUCCCUUCUCCAACCAGUCGGCCAAAGCUCCUAGAGCUCGAUACAGCCCUCAAGCCGUCCCUACUUGCCACGUCGCUUUUCCCUGCAUCCUCCACGGCCUCGAGCAGUGCGCCGCAAAUCACAGUCGGUGUCAUCGGUGCCUCGCAUUCGGCUAUUCUUGUUCUCAUGAACCUGUACAACCUUGCCGCCCACUCGCCAGCUCACGCAAACCUGCGCGUGCGCUGGUUCUCGCGCGUCCCCGCCGACAAAAGCCUCAAGUAUGCCGUCUACAAGGACGCCGGCUGGAUCCUGUACGACAACACGGGGCUCAAGGGUCGUGCCGCAGAUUUCGCCCGGGAGAAUCUGGAUAACCAAGAAGUUCUGGCUCGGAGCCCCGUGGGCAAGAUCGUCGAAAGAAUAGACUGCUCCGGAGGAAGGGACAAUGAAGCUGCGGCGUUCCGAAAAUACCUCGUCGGCUCAACAACGGGGACACACGGCGGCUGCGACUAUGUUGUACAAGCCGUGGGCUUCACCACCGAUCCGCUACCUUCAAUGCUCCAAGCCAACAGCACGAGCGACAAGAACAUUAUCAGCCCAUUGUUUGACCACGAAACGGGCGCAUUCCACAACAAAAAUACUGGCGAAGUCCUCCCGGGCCUUCAUGGUGCCGGCAUUGCCUUCCCCGAGCGCGUUGUUGACCCAGAAGGAAAUGUCGAGCAUGCUGUCGGCUUUUACAAGUUUGUCAAGUUCCUUAAAAGGGCUGUGCCGCAAUGGGUCAGCGCGGUAUAUCCGAAUGCUGCAUGCCAGGAAAACACAAUCCCCGGCGCACGAGUCGAAAGGGCAGCGGCGAACGCUUGA
Molecule: messenger RNA, 1485 nt
Organism: Microdochium trichocladiopsis
Lineage: Eukaryota; Fungi; Ascomycota; Sordariomycetes; Xylariales; Microdochiaceae
Product: pyridine nucleotide-disulfide oxidoreductase-domain-containing protein
Exons: 1
Coding region: 1-1485 (494 amino acids)
Source: RefSeq, a predicted model, not a curated record